UUAAACAGUCAUAACGUCUUCGCCAGCCUUGGAAAAUAUCGCGAGUUUGAUGACAGCUUCGAAGAAAAAAAGAUGGCGGCUCUCACAGCAUCAGCGCAAACGAACGAACAAAUGGAUUAUUUUUUAAAUCCCGUUUGCACAACCGACCAAAACAACGAAUCUUUUUCAUCAGAUUCUGGGAAACUACAUGACUAUGUAGUGAAUUUCCUAGAAAAUGAGAUCGGCAGCGACCUGAAAUCCUUGAAGAAUGCUGGCGACUUGAUGGAAAAAUUGAGACAGGAAAAUUACGUGCUGGAGGGACAGGUUCUGACUGCAUCCAGUUCUGUACCUCCUAAAGUUUCUGCAGCUCUUUCUGCUGCUGAGGAGGCUAGAUGUUCACUGGAGGAUCUGCUGCAGAGAGAGCGAAGUAUUUGGAACCUGUUGAACCAGCACCUUCAAGGAGCCCAGCCUUUGAUGGAUAAUCUCAGCCAGAUGCUUAACCAAAUCGGCACUAUUGAAAGACACAUGAAAUACCUACGGUGCCUGCAACAUAUAGAGGAACUCAGUGCCGCAGUCCAGCAGUGUCUGAUGACAAGCAGUGUCUGGGAGGCCAUCAGGGCAAUAGACAGCAUGGCUGCACUGGAUGUUGGAUUAAACCAGUCUCGGUGUUCUAAUCUCCAGGACUUUCUCAGAGAAACACUUCAUUUCUGGCACAAGAUCAUCAAAGACCGACUGGCCAGUGAUUUCGAGAAAGUGUUGACUCAACUUCACUGGCCGAUCAUCUCCCCUCCUACUCAGUCACUGAUCCCCACUGCCAAUUACCAGGAAAUCAACAGCCAGCUGGAACUGCUUGUCACACAGUUGCUUGCUUUGCAGACCUCUGAUGACCUCCUAUCUCAGAGUGCUAUGGCCUCUUGUGUACCCUCUACACAGCCGGUUUCUUUAACCACCCCUCCGUCCCAAUCUUCUCUCCUCUGUCUUCCCAUUCAGAUCAUGCUGCUGCCACUCAGCAGGAGAUUCAGAUACCACUUCUAUGGGAAUCGACAGACUAACUCCCUCAGCAAGCCAGAGUGGUACCUCACACAGGUUUUAAUGUGGAUGGGCAACAGCUCGACAUUCAUGGAGGAAAAGAUCCAACCUAUCCUGGAGCGAGCUGGGGCCUCCAUCAGUGCCAGGGUGGAGCUGUGUCGAGGCCUCUUGUCUCUAGUUCAAGAGAAAGUGGCCAGCGACGCUUCUAGGCUUCUGUAUGAUGAUGUGCUAUUUUGUCACUUUGUGGAAGAGGUGUUGCAAUUUGAGAAGGAGCUACGAAUCAACCAGUCUUAUCCUGCAGUGCUGCCUGGUCUGGUUCACCUUAUGCUUGAGGAUGCAAUCCUUCAGAAGUGGCUCACCGUGGAAAAAAAGAUGGCAGUAGAGAAGAUGGAUGCCAUGCUGUCGGCUGAGGGAGCUUGGAGUUCUCAAUACAAAGAUAUCAGUGAUAUGGAUGAGCUGAAAGCUCCAGUUUGUGCUGAAACUUUCAUGACUCUGCUACAGGUCAUUACUGACCGGUACCGGGUCUUACCCUGUCCUUCUGCACAGCUGAAGUUUCUGGGGCUCCAGAGAGAGCUGGUGGAUGACUUCCGCAUACGACUGACCCAGGUGAUGAAGGAAGAGUCUCGCUGCCCGCUGGGUACCCGUUAUUGUGCCAUUCUUAAUGCUGUCAACUACAUUUGUGCCAUCCUGGGAGACUGGGGAGACAAUGUGUUUUUCCUGCAGCUUCAGCAGGAAGCAGUUUCACUUGGUGAAGAAGUAGUACUUGGAGGCCUAGGAGUGAAGGAACUUGGUCGACUGGCUUCUCUGGAGGGCUCUGUAUUUGAAGGUCUGUUGGCUUUGCUGGAUCGACUUAAAGGAGACAUGAUGGGACGACUCCUGGAAUGGACCAUGAGAGAAAUCACAGAAAAAGCUAAACCAUACUGUCAAGACAGGUGGUUGUCCCUGCCAUCCCAGCAUGAUCAGUCCGCCAUGUCCCUGUCCAGCUCAGCAUGUCCAAUGAUGCUUUGUAUGAGGGACAGAUUGUUGAACCUUCAUCAGGUUCUGAGUCUUUCUUUGUUCCAUCUGGCCUGGCAGGGCCUGGCUGAGAGACUUGACAGUUUUCUGUACCAGGAUGUGAUCCUGUCUAAUCAUUUCAGUGAGGGUGGGGCAGUUCAGCUUCAGUUCGACAUGACCAGAAACCUAUUUCCUCUCUUUGGUCACUACUGCAAAAGACCGGAGAACUUCUUUAAGCAUGUUAAGGAGGCAUGUAUCAUCUUGUGCCUUAAUGUGGGCUCUGCUAUUCUGCUAAGGAAUCUCCUGAAAGAGUCAGAGGAGACGAGAGAUGGGGUAGGCUCAGGGGAUCCUUCACCAGAGUCUGCAUUGCAUGAGCUGGGAGUGUACUGCUUGGCAUCCUCUGAUGUGUUGGUUCUUCUCAACCUCAGAGCCUCCUGGCCUGGACAGUAACAAUUUUUCCUGGUAUUUGUUGGCAUGGAGUGUCCAUUACAUUGAUUGCUUGACAUUUGUUUUUACUCCAUUUUUGUCAUUAUGUUUAGUUUUCUUUGUAAACAAGACACAUAAUAUUUGUCAAGUUAGGACAGGACUAUUAACACAUAGUGUUUUAUAAGUUGAUGAAUUGUCAUUGUAUGUAUAUUUUUUGGGGACCUACUUGCCCAUCACCUCAGUUGACUGAAGUACAUCACAGCAAUGUAUUAAUAACAGUUAUUUUUUUCGAAUGGAUUACCGUGUGUAAUAAACCUUGCUGGCCUAUAAGCCUUCAGUUGCCUAUUAACUACGAUUAAUGGAUUUUUUAAUGGUUUCCUUGCAUGUGCUAUGAUGUUGUUUAUUUUAUUUGUUUUAUGUUUGUAUUUCUCUAAAUAACACAGCUGCCCAGAAGGGUGUACUAUAUAAAGAGAUUAAUGGGUUAGUGAAGUAUGUUGACUCUACAGCUAGGGUUUUUUUGUUGCUCUCUGUGUUGUAACAACUAUUAGACAUGACAAUAUUUUUUGAUGACAGAGAUUGUGAAAAGGCUGCACAGACAAAUUAAAGUUAAAAUUAAAGUUAGAAAUACAGUACAGGAA
Messenger RNA from Scatophagus argus, 3065 nucleotides. RefSeq names its product RAD50 interactor 1 (gene rint1). The transcript is spliced from 15 exons. Bases 73 to 2451 code for a protein of 792 amino acids. Gene Ontology annotation, biological process: regulation of ER to Golgi vesicle-mediated transport; endoplasmic reticulum to Golgi vesicle-mediated transport; retrograde vesicle-mediated transport, Golgi to endoplasmic reticulum. Gene Ontology annotation, cellular component: Dsl1/NZR complex. The record is from RefSeq and is a predicted model, not a curated record. NCBI's taxonomy places the organism in Eukaryota, Metazoa, Chordata, Actinopteri, Scatophagidae.